AUGUUAAAGGUGAUUACAUUGUUUUGGAUGGUUAACGUGAUGGAGGGAAAUGCACGAGAAGCCUGGGCUGGUGACCAAGAACGCCGCCUUUACACAAAAUUGGUCGACGGCUACAAUAAACUGGCUCGACCGGUGAAAAACGAGAGCGAGCCAGUGCUAGUGCUGCUCGGACUCGAUUUUCAGCAAAUUCUCGAUGUGGAUGAGAAGCACCAAAUCCUGCAUUCGAACGUCUGGUUACGCUUGGUGAGUGAAAUCGAGAAAGGUUUCGAGUGA
This is a messenger RNA of Angiostrongylus costaricensis, 273 nucleotides long. NCBI's taxonomy places the organism in Eukaryota, Metazoa, Nematoda, Chromadorea, Rhabditida, Metastrongylidae. The record is from the annotation of a GenBank genome assembly.